AUGUUAAUAAACAGAAGUAAAUUAUAUAUGGAAGGAAAAAUAUGGGGGAAAGUCUCAAUGAAUAGAGUAUUAGACAUUUACUACAAGGGUGACGAUAACAGUCACACAGUAUCAAGAGUAGAAAUCCAUCUUAUAGUCAACAACACCAAUGUCAUUGCAUAUUCUGAGGAUGGUGUGGAGCACUAUCUUGGUAAUUUCCUGGAGAAAUUAACUUUGGAGCAACUGAGUGUAAACUUAUACAACGGUACUGGCACGGUUUCUGAUGUUACUCUUGACUGUGAUGCACUAAACAAGUUAGGAGAUGAACGAAAUUGGCCACUCCAAGUAGUAAAUGGUCAUAUGCAAGAUAUAACUGUCAAAGUACCAUGGUCUAAUGUAUUUAAAGAUGACUCCAUAUUAAAAGUCGAUGGCCUAUCGCUUACAUUGCAGCCAAAAAUACGAACUGAACCAGUGAAAUCGUUCCUGAUGUGGAUGGUAAUCAAUUGGCCAAAAUUGUCAUCCAAACAAUUGUUUUCGCUUAACAAGCAUACAAAUGGAUUUCAAAGACACGUGGAACAAGAAGAAAAAAUGUUUGCUAACAGUAUUGAAGCAAUUCUUAAACGACUUAAACUAAAAUUGGAAAACACAAAGAUAAGAAUAGAACAUUUACCUAAACACAUAAACAGAGGCUUCGCAAUGGAAUUUUACAUAAAGAGUAUCGACUGUUACGACGAGGCCGAACCCGACUUCACACCUCGAGGAACAGAUUUAGAACUGUCCAAAACUUGCUUAUUAGACACUUACACUAAAAAGAAAAUAAAAAUAAAAGGUGUUACAUUAUACACAGAUGAAUUCCAUGUAAACCGAAACUCAUUAAAAAACCGUUACGACAAUUUGCAAGCACCACAACGAUUUAAGAUAGACUGCGACUUAAACAAUAAUAUAAAAGAUUGUGUUUUCCAUGAAAUGAAAAAUGAUAUUCUCAGAAUGAAACAAGACACGGUCAAAGAUGUAAAUUUAACAUUUAAUAGCAUUGACGAUGUUGACACUGAGAAAUCAAACCCGUUGGGUCCAAUCAUGUUUGCCAUCUUGAAAGGGCAGCAAGAAUUGACGCUAUCGGUUAAUAAAUCAGGUAAAAUGGAGGGAGUAUCCAUUGCAGCAGAAACAACAGGUCCACUUGAAAUAGUAUUAUCUCAGAAACAGUUAGACGCAGUUAUUGAUCUCCUUACUUGUCUCAAAACAACACGAUCACAGAAGACCAGGAAAAUCAGUGACGGGCUGGAUAUUUUAAACAAUAUUCUGCAAUGUUUUUGUUAUUUACAAGAAAUCCCUGAAAUGAAUAAGAAAUACAACUAG
Molecule: messenger RNA, 1335 nt
Organism: Arctia plantaginis
Lineage: Eukaryota; Metazoa; Arthropoda; Insecta; Lepidoptera; Erebidae
Source: the annotation of a GenBank genome assembly